GUACUUGAGGAUGACUAAGCCUUGGCUGCUGUGGCAGGAGCUGCGAGGCGGGAGGGUGCCAAGUUAUGAGACGAUGAUAACUUGGCCUCAGGCUUCUGAGGUCGUGCCCGUGGGCCGGGAGGGGCGCGGCUGGGCCCCAGAAGUUGGAUAAAACGGGCCGCUCUGCUCCGGGGCCGCUUUCUCCGCGCGGUGCCUGCAGCGUUCCUCACCGGCGGGCGGCAGACUGGGAGGGGCCGGACAUAGCGACCAGCGGAAGGACGCCUGAGCGGCCUCUGCCCCUGGCCAGGUGGACGACUGACCCCCGCGCCGGGUGGACACAGGCAGGGCGCGCAGCCCCUCUGGGGAACAGGCAGGUGCUGGCUAGGGCUAGUGGGGCCGGGACACGGGCAGGCGGUGGAAGGACCGACGACAGCGGCAUGGCGGGGGUGGCAUGCGAGCCGGUGGCCAGGCCGAGCCUGACGUCCAUCUCGUCGGGGGAGCUGCGCAGCCUGUGGACGUGCGACUGCGAGCUGGCCCUGCUGCCCCUGGCGCAGCUGCUGCGCCUGCAGCCCGGCGCCUUCCAGCUGCGCGGCGACCAGCUCGUGGUGCCCGGGCCCGGGGAGCCGGCCGCGCGCGGCGGCUUCAAUGUCUUCGGCGACGGCCUGGUGCGCCUCGACGGGCAGCUCUACCGCCUCAGCAGCUACAUCAAGAGGUAUGUGGAACUGACCAACCACUUUGAUUAUAAAGACUACCGGGAAACCAUACUGAGUAAACCGAUGCUGUUCUUUAUUAAUGUACAGAACAAAAAAGACACUACAAAAGAAAGGAUGUAUGCUUUUCUGGUGAACACAAGGCACCCCAAGAUAAGAAGACAGAUAGAGCAAGGGAUGGACAUGGUCAUCUCCUCGGUGAUUGGGGAAAGUUACCGGCUUCAGUUUGAUUUUCAAGAGGCAGUGAAGAAUUUUUUCCCUCCAGGAAAUGAGGUGGUUAAUGGAGAAAAUUUGAGCUUUGCGUAUGAAUUCAAAGCUGACGCAUUAUUUGAUUUCUUCUAUUGGUUUGGGCUCAGCAAUUCCACUGUAAAAAUACAUGGAAAAGUUCUGAAUUUGUCAAGUACAAGUCCUGAGAAGAAGGAAACAAUUAAGUUAUUUCUGGACAAAAUGAGUGAACCUUUUAUCCGAAGGAGCAGUUUCUCUGACCGAAAAUUCAGUGUAACUUCCAGAGGAUCAAUAGAUGACGUUUUUAACUGCAGUCUGUCACCCAGAUCAUCUCUGACAGAGCCUCUUUUGGCAGAAUUACCAUUUCCAAGUGUUCUGGAAUCUGAAGAGACACCCAACCCGUUUAUCUGAUUGGACUGAACAUUCUAGCAGUUGCUUCUAUAGCCCAGGCCUGUGCCAGACUGCAGGGUGGUGGGGAGAGGGGCACAGGUGGGAGGUGGCCGCUUCCACACUCUUUGCCCAUCCUUGGGUCCUCCGUGGCUUCUGCAGAGGGCCUCUUCCUUCCCUGGAAGGCCCCAUGCAACUGACUCCCUUAAAGGUUAUGAUUAUCAGGAUGGAAGGGCCUUGGCCCCAUGGUAUUAGGAAUGGGAGAAUUUCUACUACUUUGAAAACUUCUCCAAAAAGGCAGAAGGAGCCACAGAGUUCUGCCACCUGGAAUUUAUUUUAUUUUUUUUUCCCCACAGUUUUGGCCAGAACUGGGUUUGAACCUGUCACCCCCAGUAUAUGGAGCCAGAGCCCUACUCCUUGAGCCACAGGCACCGCCCUGGAACUUUAUGCUCAGUAUCUUGGGAGUUUCUUGGCAGCCUUUGUGGGAGUCAUCUGACUUGGAUGUUAACCCUUGACACUUUAUAAAUCAGGUUUGGCCCUCUGAGUUGGGAUAUUCUUGUUUGAACUCACACCCAGCAAACAUGGACUUAGCAGUGCUUUUCUCUUGCAAAUAUGGCUGAGUAAAAGCUUAUGCUCUCUUUCUUAGGAAGGCAGGUGUGUUUUUCAUCUGCCUAUAUAAAACCUUAAGGUAAAAGUAAAACAUUCAAGGUAAAGUUCACUGUAGGACUGGCCUGGUUGCUGGGAUGGUAACUCUGCCACUCAGUGCCUGAAAUUUGAAUUCCCUUGGCCUUCUUCUUAAUGAAGUAACCCAUGUGGAAUGGGGCCAGGUGACAUGGUGCCAAAUAAUGACAGGGGAAGGGUAAUGGACAGGUAAUGUUCUCUUUAUUGAAAGCAUCUAUGUCAGUUGGAUAUUUUAAACAAGCUUUUAGCAAUUCUAACACUAAAAGAAAAUGAGAAGAAAGCUAUCCCAUUGCCAUAAUACAUUGUUACAUCAAUACAUUUUUCAUCUCAUUGCUACAAUGGAAUUCUUCUAAAGGGAAAACACACGUCCUAUCUACAGGUAAAAACCUGCAUGAACAAAUCACUACAUAUGCUUUUUAAGGAAGAUUUAUGGGUCUUGAGUAAAAUUUUUUUGUCCUUUUAAAAAAUGCAUUACUGUGUUUCACAUUUUAAUAACAUGACUGGUGGUUCUUCCAUUUAUAUUUGAAAUAUAAUGGUACUAUGUUUGCACAAUUAAAACUUUUCUUAGCAUUCAACCUACAAGUUCAUUAAAUUUAUCACCAAGGGUGUGUGUGAUCUUUCCAUUGGUUUG
Messenger RNA from Nycticebus coucang (slow loris), 2613 nucleotides. RefSeq names its product mesenteric estrogen dependent adipogenesis (gene MEDAG). The record is from RefSeq and is a predicted model, not a curated record. NCBI's taxonomy places the organism in Eukaryota, Metazoa, Chordata, Mammalia, Primates, Lorisidae. Gene Ontology annotation, cellular component: cytoplasm. The transcript is spliced from 5 exons. Bases 417 to 1325 code for a protein of 302 amino acids.